Messenger RNA from Silurus meridionalis, 2274 nucleotides. RefSeq names its product CDC23 (cell division cycle 23, yeast, homolog) (gene cdc23). The coding region runs from base 41 to 1816 and encodes 591 amino acids. Gene Ontology annotation, biological process: cell division. Gene Ontology annotation, cellular component: anaphase-promoting complex. Gene Ontology annotation, molecular function: protein binding. NCBI's taxonomy places the organism in Eukaryota, Metazoa, Chordata, Actinopteri, Siluriformes, Siluridae. The record is from RefSeq and is a predicted model, not a curated record. The transcript has 16 exons.
UUUUCUGAGCCACGGUGACGUCACGUAGACACACGAAAAAAUGGCGGCGGCUCUGAGCAGUGAGUUCAGUGACUUGGUGCAGAUUAAAAAGCAGCUGAAUUCUAUGAUAUCGCAGUGUAAAGAGCGCGGACUGGUGCACAGUGUCAAGUGGGCUUCUGAGUUGGCUUUUUCGCUCGAUCCUCUUCCACUCAGUGAGAUACCUUCUCCAUCUCAGGUCACGGAGGAUGAAGCCCAUGACCUGGAUGCUUUGUGUUUGGCAAAGUCGUAUUUUGAUCUAAAGGAAUAUGACCGUGCAGCAUAUUUCCUGCGUGACUGCCACAGUCAGAAAGCAUAUUUCCUUUACAUGUACUCGCGCUACCUGUCAGGAGAGAAGAAGAAAGACGAUGAGACAGUGGACAGUCUGGGUCCUCUGGAAAAGGGUCAGGUGCGUAAUGAAGCUCUGAGAGAAUUGAGAGUGGAGCUCAGCAAGAAACACACCGCUGGAGAACUGGAUGGAUUUACACUAUACCUGUAUGGGGUUGUGUUGAGGAAGCUAGAUUUGAUGAAGGAGGCUGUGGAUGUGUUUGUGGAGGCGACCCACGCUCUCCCUCUGCAUUGGGGUGCCUGGCUCGAGCUCUGCAACCUCAUUACCAACAUUGAUAUGCUGAAGUCUCUAUCCCUGCCAGACUGUUGGGUGAGGGACUUCUUCAUGGCCCACAUGUUUACAGAGCUACAGAUGAUAACGGAGGCGCUGCAGAAAUACCAGAGUCUGAAGGAGGCUGGAUUCUCCAAGAGCACCUAUAUCAUCUCCCAGAUAGCUGUUGCCUACCACAACAUUCGAAGUCUUGAACCAUUUUCUUAUAUUGACCAGGCAUUGGAUCUAUUUAAUGAGCUCCGUGAGCAGGAUCCAUUCCGCAUUGAGAACAUGGACACGUUCUCUAACCUGCUGUACGUCCGGAGCAUGAAGCCGGAGCUGAGCUAUCUCGCCCACAGCCUGGUUGAAAUUGACAAGUACCGAGUGGAGACCUGCUGUGUCAUUGGUAAUUACUACAGUAUGCGUUGUCAGCACGAGAAAGCGGCUCUGUAUUUCCAGCGAGCACUGAAACUCAGCCCACGCUGUCUUGGGGCAUGGACACUCAUGGGCCAUGAGUACAUGGAGAUGAAGAACACAUCUGCCGCCAUUCAAGCCUACAGACAUGCAAUCGAGGUGAAUAAGCGUGAUUACCGGGCGUGGUACGGACUUGGUCAGACCUACGAAAUCCUCAAGAUGCCUUUCUACUCACUUUACUACUACAGGAAAGCUCACCAACUCAGGCCCAAUGACUCCCGUAUGCUUGUAGCUCUUGGCGAAUGUUAUGAAAAACUCUCACAGCAGGUUGAAGCUAAAAAGUGUUACUGGCGAGCUUAUUCAGUAGGAGAUGUGGAGAGGAUGGCGCUGCUCAAACUUGCCAAGCUUCAUGAGCAGCUAAAUGAAUCAGACGAUGCGGCUCAGUGCUACAUCAUCUACAUCCAGGACAUUUUCUCAUGUGGGGAGCAGUUAGAGCAUGUGGAGGUGAGCACAGCUUUGCGUUAUCUUGGUCAGUAUUACUUCAAGAACAAACUGUAUGACGAGGCAUCCCUGUGUGCACAACGCUGCUGUGACUACAAUGAAGCACGUGAGGAGGGAAAAGCUCUGCUCCGUCAGAUCUCCGCCGUGAGGGAACAGGGAGAACCAUCAUCUGAACAGAGUGUGUUUAACCCACUUAACACUGCCACACACACCCUGCAGAAUGUAUACAACACCACUACACCCAUUCGAAGAGUUUCACCUCUCGACCUGUCCUCCAUCACACCUUGACACACACCCAUACACAUAGUUCUUACUUAAUCGUCUUAUCCUGUACAGAUUGAUAUUUUCAGCUUGCUCAGAAAUAGUUGUAUGUGUAAUUUGGUUUAAAUGAAAAUGCUACAGGAGCAUGACCAUGAGAAGUUCAGAGCUGUGGCUCAGUUUCAGCAACGUGACUAAAUGGUUCUCACAGUGAUUAGAGAACAUCCUGCAGGAGACACUGAGGAUAAAAAAAAUACAGGAAAAAGCUUAUGGUCUGAAGGAAUUUCAUUAACGAUGAUUGUAAACUUCACCAACUAGCACUUCCUUCUGGAGCAGUCAAAAUAGAGAUGUAUAUCUGGUGUAGUUCAGGUCACAUGACUUCAUAUUCAGUGGUAUAAAAUUCUCUUACUGGACUUUUCUACAACUAUUUUAAAUAAAACUGCACACAGUGAUGCAUCAGCAAAUGCGUGCUGUGAUUAAAUGGAGAA